Molecule: messenger RNA, 672 nt
Organism: Phaedon cochleariae (mustard beetle)
Lineage: Eukaryota; Metazoa; Arthropoda; Insecta; Coleoptera; Chrysomelidae
Source: the annotation of a GenBank genome assembly
AUGAAAAAACACAUCAAAGAAAGAGAGCAAGCAUCUAAGAGAAAACAAGUUAUGUUGAAUAAUUCUGGUUUAAAAAAGAAAGUUUCCAAUGAUGCUGAUGAAAACUAUGGCCCACAAGUUGGAAAGCCCCUGGAAAUAGAAACAGAAGAACUAGAUUGUCUAAAGAAAAACUUUUUAGAAAAAUUGACCACGACAGUUGAAGACAGGCGUAUUAUUUUCAAUUCUACUUUGGAUCAGACGAAAUGUCAAGAAUGGUAUAAUGAGAGAAGACGGAGACUAACAGCUUCAAAUUUUGGUAGAAUUUGCGAGCUGCGGAUGACCACGAACGAAAAUAAAGUAGUGAAUGAGAUUAUCAAUCCUUCAUUCCAAGGAAAUAAAUAUACAGAUUAUGGCAUUGCUAAUGAACCAAAAGCUAUCGCUGAACUUGCUCUUGUGUUAGGAUGUGAUAUCCAACCCUCAGGAUUAGUAAUUUCAGAGGAUUACCAAUACCUAGCUGCUUCCCCGGAUGAGUUGAUUGAUGGAGAUUUUUUAGUAGAAAUCAAAUGUCCGUAUACUGCCCAGAAUGUUUCUCCACAGGACGCGAUGACUCAAAAAAUCAUUGAAUUUGCUGAAUGGAAGAAUGGUCAGAUGCUACUGAACACAAAUCAUAAAUCCAAGGUCAAUUGUUCAUAA